ACAACAACAGUGAUAAAGGUGUACAAGAAGAUGCUCAUAGACACGAGAAUCAUGCCCAAAAUGAUGAUGAAGCUGAUGAUCAUGAUCAUGACAUGGUCAUGCCUGGAUUCCGAUUCCAUCCCACAGAAGAAGAACUCAUAGAAUUUUAUCUUCGCCGUAAAGUCGAAGGCAAACGCUUCAAUGUAGAACUCAUCACAUUCCUCGAUCUUUAUCGCUAUGAUCCUUGGGAACUUCCGGGUUAUAUCAAUGCCAAUCUCAGAUCUUUUUCAAUAUCUAUCAACUUUCAAACCUCUUUUUAUUUUAAACAUAACUACAUAAUAUAUGCUUAUGUAAUAAUUUGAUUCUGUGAUUCUUUAAAGACUUUGUAUCUUUGGAUUGAUGAUAAAAAUGUUUAGCCUAAACAACUACAUAAGAUAUUCAUAUACGUGUGUGUGUGUGUGAAUAAAAUAAGUCGUAGAUAUGGUAUCAUUUAAAGAUUAUAUAUUGUUGAAUGUUGAUUAUAGAUGUGUACUAUGUGCAGCGAUGGCGGCUAUAGGAGAGAAAGAGUGGUACUUCUAUGUGCCAAGAGAUCGAAAGUAUAGAAAUGGAGAUAGACCAAACCGAGUAACGACUUCUGGGUAUUGGAAAGCCACUGGAGCUGAUCGGAUGAUCAGAUCAGAGAGCGCUCGGCCUAUCGGGUUAAAGAAAACCCUAGUCUUCUACUCCGGUAAAGCCCCUAAAGGCACUCGUACCAGUUGGAUAAUGAAUGAGUAUCGUCUCCCUCACCAUGAAACCGAGAAAUACCAAAAGGCUGAAAUAUCAUUGUGCCGAGUGUACAAAAGGCCAGGAGUAGAAGAUCAUCUAUCCUUACCACGCUCUCUAUCCACAAGACAUCAUAAUCAUACCUCAUCAUCUUCCCGCUUGGCCUUAAGACAAAAACAACAACACCACUCAUCAUCAUCCAAUCAUUCAGACAACAACCUUAACAACAACAACAAUCUUGAGAAGCUCUCAACCGAAUAUUUUGGCGACGGUAGCAGCAUAACCACCACAAACAGUAAUUCUGACGUCACUAUAGCUUUAGCCAAUCAAAACAUUUAUCGUCCAAUGCCUUAUGGUGUAAGCAACACACCAAUGAUCUCCACAACUAAUAAAGAAGAUGAUGAAAACGCAAUUGUUGAUGAUCUUCAAAGACUCGUUAACUACCAAAUAUCUGAUGGAGGUAGUAACAUCAAUCACCAAUACUAUCAAAUCGCUCAACAGUUUCAUAAUCAACAAGAGGUAAAUGCAAACGCGUUGCAAUUGGUGGCGGGGGCAACUACAGUGGCGCUAACGCCUCAAACGCAGGCGGCAUUAGCGAUGAACAUGAUCCCUGCAGGGACGAUUCCAAACAGUGCUUUGUGGGAUCUAUGGAAUCCACUAGUACCGGAUGGAAACAGAGAUCAUUAUACUGACUCUUUUCAAGGAAUUUAAUUAGAUCUUGAAUAGUUAUAUUUCUAUAUUUUAUACUCAUUAUUUAUUUCAAACAAGUUAGUUAUAGCUAGAAGAUGAUUGAUUAUUGCAAUUUAUGUAACGGACCUGAUCUUUUACGUAUGUAUCCUUUUUCGACGAAAUUUGAAUUUAUUAACU
Brassica oleracea var. oleracea is the source of this 1608-nucleotide messenger RNA. Its product is annotated as NAC domain-containing protein 72-like. Gene Ontology annotation, biological process: regulation of DNA-templated transcription. The coding region runs from base 460 to 1452 and encodes 330 amino acids. The record is from RefSeq and is a predicted model, not a curated record. Gene Ontology annotation, molecular function: DNA binding. The transcript has 3 exons. NCBI's taxonomy places the organism in Eukaryota, Viridiplantae, Streptophyta, Magnoliopsida, Brassicales, Brassicaceae.